This is a messenger RNA of Linum trigynum, 3774 nucleotides long. Lineage: Eukaryota; Viridiplantae; Streptophyta; Magnoliopsida; Malpighiales; Linaceae. The record is from the annotation of a GenBank genome assembly.
CGCUCAUAACCUGAAAUGACCCGAAACCGAAUGUAUUGGAUCAAUAUUUUACCCGAAAUAAGCCAACCCAACAUUACCCAACCUGUAACUCGAAAUCACCCAGCCCGACCAAUUGCCAGGUCAAACAAUAAUUAAAAAAUGCAGGCGAAGUUUGAUGGAGAUUCUGAACCCAGUCAAAUCCAUGGCUUGCUAUUUUCCAAAACUCAUAAUUUGACCAGGCACGGGUUGCAACCUUCUCCGCUGGUAGUGUGCAUGGUCAGUUGGUCACAAAAUACAAUCACAAACAAGUGGAAUACAAUCACAAACAAGUGGGCCUUUUCAAACUGGGACCCUCGAUUGAAAGCAACUAAAAAAGAAUACUCCGAUCUUUCCCAAGACAGAAGAGACCCGAAUCCUUUACGUAGUUCCUCCAGCACUAGCUACUUAAGGACUGCAUCUCAAAGAUAAAAUUUCACCAUUCUCAACCCACAUAUGGCUCUACCUGAUUUCCCAGCCACCAUAUGGCUCCUUGUUCUCUUACUUCUUCCCCUUGCGGUUCUCAUAAUCAAGAACAAGAUCAACUUAUCAGGAAGGAAGAACAGCAACCUGCAGCAGAUUCCACCACCUGGUCCUCCUAAACUUCCAAUACUGGGCAACUUAUAUCAGCUUGGUGCUUUGCCACACCAGUCACUCUGGCGAUUUGCCAAUAAAUAUGGCCCUGUUAUGCAAUUCCACUUCGGCAGGAUGCCCGCAGUGAUCAUCUCCUCCCCUAAAGCCGCCCAAGAAGUCAUGAAGGUUCAUGACCUUGACACUUGCAGCCGGCCAUCCCUGGUUGGCACUAGGAGGCUGACAUAUAACUAUCUGGAUGUGGGGUUCUCACCUUAUGGAGACAACUGGAGGUUCAUGAGGAAAAUGAUCAUACUCGAGCUCUUCAGUGUGAAGAGGGUAAAGGCGUUUCGGUUUGUUCGGGAGGAAGAAGUUGGCUUGCUGAUCGACUCCAUCUCUGAAAUAUCAGCAUCUGGCUCCACCUUUGAUCUCACCGAGAAGUGUUUCUCUCUCACAGCAAACAUAACCUUCAGGAUGUCUUUUGGGUUCAAUUAUCACGGGAGUGACUUUGACAAAGGCAGGUUUCAUGAAGUGAUUCAUGAAGCUCAGGUUGUUAUGGGAACCAUAUCGGGGGAGGAGUGUUUCCCUCGACCAUUUGGUUGGAUUGUCGACAAAUUCAAUGGUCAUCAAGCAAGGAUUGAAAGAGUUUUCCAUGAGCUCGACACUUUCUACAGACAUGUCAUAGAUGAACACCAUAAGCCUGGAAGGGAAGAAGCUGAGGAAGAUAUGAUUGAUGUGAUGCUGGCAAUCGAGAAGGAACAAUUUCAACUACACGGUAGAAAAUCUAAGUUCAGAAGAGAGAACAUCAAGGCAGUUUUCCUGAACCUGUUCUUAGGUGGAAUUGACACUGCCGCAUUAACUGUGACCUGGGCGAUGGCAGAGCUGUUGGCAAAUCCCAGAUUGAUGAAGAAAGCACAAGAUGAGGUCAGGGUCAUAGUUGGAGAGAAAGGCAGGGUAACCGAAGAUGACCUUGAAAAUUUGGAAUACAUGAAGCUGGUAAUCAAAGAAACUUUGAGACUCCAUCCGCCAGCCCCUCUUCUACUCCCUAGAGAAGCAUCGUCUCACUUGAAAAUCAGUGGAUACGAUAUUGCCCCCAAGACAAUGAUCUACGUCAAUGCCUGGGGAAUGGGACGGGACCCAAACUACUGGAAGAAUGCUGACAAGUUCAUGCCUGAAAGAUUUGCAGACAGCUCCCUGGAUUUUAGAGGGCACGACUUCGAGUACCUGCCAUUUGGAGCUGGUCGCAGAAUCUGUCCUGGAAUUAACAUGGGAAUAAUCUCCGUCGAAAUUGCACUGGCGAAUCUGCUGUACUGCUUUGACUGGAAACUCCCAAAUGGGAUGAAGCCCCAAGAUAUAACCAUGGAAGAGAAGACUGGCGCCAGUCUUUCUGUGUCCAGAAAGGAGCCUCUCAUACUCGUCCCUGUCAACUGGCUCAACAAGUAAACCAGCAGAAGCACAUCAGCGGAGCAAUAUGAAUCCAUAAGUGCUAAACCAUAUGUGUUAAUACUAUUUGAAAAUUAUCUGUGCUACUACUAUAUAUGAUUUGUUUUGCUGCAAUUAGCGUGCAUAAAAAAACAUGAGAUAAACUUAUCUGGGAACAACUUUGUACUGCACAAUGAAUGCAGAAAUGAAAGCCAAGAACACCAUAGAUAACCUGAAAAUGGGAACAAUAGGGAGGGAAGCAACAGGUACAAUAAUCCUUAUGCAAGAUAACAACUUUGAAUCCAUGAAUAUUGAGCAGCAAGGAAAUAGGAGCAGAAAUGAAUGCAGAAUUAGCAAAAGCAAUGAUGCACAGGAAACCACUGCAUUUAGGGCUCGCAAGCAAAGUGGGCAAUUUGAUCUAUGGUGUUUAAUGGCGGUCACUAGAAAAGAUUGUUAUACCUGACUGAAUUGGUGCUACCCAAUCUCAAUACGCAAUAUGACUAUAGCGCAGUGGAAAAAGAGCCAUCAACAAAGUUGCGCUGCAUUGCAUACUGAGGUGCAUGGAAGCUUUUUUCUAAAAUCCCAGAAAACCGCAACCUGGGUAAAGGGAUUCGACCCAACAGGCGGCCUUUGACUGGUCGACGCACCAGAAUCCCGGUGGAAUUAGGUGAAUCAAGCAGAAUUUCAUGACUGUUCCAAUUUUCAGUGGAUAUGACAUUCCUCCUAGACAAUGAUCUACAUCAAUGCCUGGGGAAUGGGACGGGACCCAAAAUACUGGAAGAAUGCUGACAAGUUCAUGCCUGAAAGAUUUGCAGAGAGCUCCGUGGAUUUCAAAGGUCAAGACUUCAGAUUACCUGCCAUUCGGAGCUAGUCGCAGAAUCUGUCCUGCAAUAAACAUAGGAAUAACCACCGUCGAAAUUGCACUGGCGAAUCUGCUGUAUUUGACUGGAAACUGCCAAAUGGGAUGAAGGCCGAAGAUAUGACCAUGGAAGAGAAGAGUGGCGUCAGAAUUACCGUGGACAGAAAGGAGCCUCUCGUACUCAUCCCUGUCAAGUGGCGCAACAAGUAAAACAGAAGAAGCACAUCAGCCGACGGGCAAUACAAUCCGUAGCAGCGGAACUCGUAGACUACUGCUUGUAAGUAAAUAAGACACCAAAAGCACUAGCUCUGUGCCCGGCCUUUCGCAGUGUUUGAUAUCAGUAGGUGUUUGUUUCCCUGCAAUUAGCGCGCAGAAAAAAAGAAAUCCAAGAACACCAAACAACGGGAAGUGAAGAAACAUGCAAAAUAUAAUAAUUGGCCAUAGCAACAGCAAAUUAGAGCGGCGGCACAGCAGAAUUAGCAAAAGCAACUUAAUACAGAAGACUACUGCAUUAGGGAAAGCUUAUCCCAAAACCCCAAAACCGCAACUAGGGCAAAGAGAUUCAGAUUUCAGACCGAAUAGAAAGAAAAAAAAAAGGGCUAUUCGAUUGCGCGUUGUCAGAGGCUGAAUUGCGGUCGUGAUUAUGUGAAUCGGGCAGAAUGUGACGACGUGAUUGGGUGAACUCGGCUUCGAAGAGGCGGAGGAGCAUAAUCGGCGCGGAGGAAUUUCACCUGGCAGCGACGAAUUUGACAGGGGGGAAUGGAUGGGAGGGGAAUCCCAGCCGGAGUGUGCCUCAGGAGUUAGGACGCCGAUCGCCGGACCGAGAGGAGAAAAUAAUCGGAGACCGGGUACUGGUGAAGGGAAACGUCUGGCACAUUUUCCCGCCAACAUAAACCUCCAUUCUUACU